Messenger RNA from Trypanosoma cruzi, 1185 nucleotides. RefSeq lists its product as uncharacterized. The transcript has a single exon. The coding region runs from base 1 to 1185 and encodes 394 amino acids. NCBI's taxonomy places the organism in Eukaryota, Euglenozoa, Kinetoplastea, Trypanosomatida, Trypanosomatidae. Gene Ontology annotation, molecular function: protein binding. The record is from RefSeq and is a predicted model, not a curated record.
AUGAUGCCUGACUGGCUUUCCAUCUUUCCUUUUUUUUACUUUUUCCCUUUUGAACUUCCUAAUUGCUUGAACUCCGCCUCGUUGCCGAGGUGGUACCGCACGCCUACAGGCAAGAUGAAUGACCAGAGCCCCACGGUGGCUCCCUUCAAGUAUGUUCUCAUCCCAUCGGAUGACGCCGAAAUGCCCGUCGAGAUGACAUUUUCCGGCGGUAGCGACGAGGAACUUCGCGCAUCCAUUCAGCAGUAUUUCCGCCGGCAACUCCUCUCUCGGGAACAACGGACUGAAAUGGCGAAACACCUCACGGAAAAGGCGAAGGAGGGUGAGAAGCAGGAGGAGGGCGGAGCAGCGGCUUCAAGUGUUCAGCAAAGCGCCAUGAUCGAGGAUUACCUUGAGCAGACAUCCUUUGAGAUUGUCCCGCUUCUCAUGCCAGGGAGGGACAAUAAAUUCAUUGGCACGUCCCUCUACAUUGAUGACAGCGGCCGCUUUAAGGACCUUGCCCUGAACUCCCGUGCGAGCAAAAUUGCCCAGCGAGACAUUCGUGGGGAUGCCUUCCUUUUGUGCAACCACGACGAUCCCGCGCUUGACGAGUGGAGCCGCGUGGACUGUACUCUCACUCACUAUGAAACCCUUCUAAAGAAUCCCCCCAUGACAAAUUAUGACACUUCUAAUCGGACUCAGAUGGCGUCCGCGGCGAUGUUGCGAGAGAGUGACACGAAACGUAUCAGCGAGGAGGAUGCUAUUAAAGCCAAAAAGGCGAAGGAAGAUGGCAACGCCUUUUUUUCCGCAGGCGAUUUCAAGGCAGCAGCUCUGGCUUACUCAGAAUCCAUAGACCUCACGGAGGGCCGCAGGGAUCUUUUGCCGAACGGUGCGGAAGUCACUGCCUUGCGUUUGUCCGCGCUUCUUAACCGCAGUAUUUGCCUUCACCGCAUUGGAAAAAACGAUGACGCCGCAAAGGACGCACGAGCCGUCAUUCAUCUAGACGGGGCAAAUAUUAAGGCCCACCAUCGACUGGCCGUUGCUUUAUGCGGAAGUCGAGAUUACGACGCAGCCACGGAGGCACUGAAUGCAUUUGAGCGCCUUGGCGGGCCAGCCAGCGACGCUGCUGCCGUUCGUCACGCCAUAGGUGAGGGGGUAAAGGCACUCCAAAAGGAACAAAAGCAGAAAUAUUCAAAACUAUUCGUCUAA